CUAGCAGCAGCCUCGGCGUUUCACUUCCGCGUGAGCAGGGUGCUGUGUUUACAACCCCAUGGCGGCGAUUAAACAUUAUUACUUUAUUUAUUUCACAUUAUCUCAAGUAGUGUGUUGUGUGAAUGGAUUCAUGUGGAAUGGGGACACUUUCAGACGGAAGGUGUCAUUGGAGAUGAACCCUGGGUUAACCCCGCCCUCAGUGGUGCCCCCCGGGGUCUCGAUGCUCCACGCACGUGCCCUCGGCCACAACGACACGCUGCACUUCCUGUUUUGCAGCGGUGGAGCCCCGGCCCUGCUGCUGAUCCACACACACUCCACCGAGUCUGUGGUGGAGGUGAACUGGGACAGGUUCAUCAGUGCAGACCCUACCGGCAGUGUGAAGGUGGCACCGGAGAGCAGUGUGCAGUACCGAGGCGCUCUCGUCUUCACCCGCUUGUGGGAGUAUGAUGAGUUGAACAGCACGGGGCAGAGUGUGUUGUCUCCGUAUGAGCUCCAGGAGUUUGAGUGGGACGAUAUGAACAAGACGACGGAUUACACACACCACGCUGCAGAGCUCUGUGGGAGACACCACAGCUUCAGCAGCAAUGCCUCCCUGUGUCUACACUUUUCAGCAUACGAGUCUUCGGGCCGAGUGGAAGCAUGGCCUAGGCUCCUCCAUAAUGCCAACUCCUCCCAGCUGCGCGUCUUGUUGAGAAAUAUGACUCCGCGAACAAACCAAUCACAUUUUGGCCUGGAACUCCAGACAGUGAGCGAGGCGGGGCUUCAGACCCGAGUCGACGUCCACAGGUCCAUCGAUGAUGAAUACACGCCCUCCAUCUUCCAGGUGUCAGAGUGGGUGUGGUCUCAUGAUAACUCCUCCUCCGUGGUGGGAUUCUCUCAGUGGAAGCCCGUAGUGUAUCAGAAGAUUCAGCCUGCUAUCGAGGACGCGGCGCCUUGCAGCCACUCAGAACCUGUCGACCUACCUCAAGCUCCGCCCUCACGCAUCAUCCUGGCCUAUUUUACCCAGAGUUCCCUCACACACGGCCUCAACGUCACCUUCAAUGUGACCUCUGAACCUGCCAAAAACUCCACCCAGUACCUUAGCUGGACCAUGCUGGCGGGAAUCGGGACUCCUCCGUCAGAAUUCUUCUCUUCACUGGUGAUCGCCAUCAUGGCCGUCGGUCUCGGCACUCCUCUCCUCCUCCUCCUGGUGGGCGGAGUUUUCAUCUGUAUACAUAAAAGGAAUCAGGAUACGUUCAGCCAAUACGAAUCCAUCAACUGACGCUAGCGGCUGUGACACGAGCCACGCCCGUAUGUAAUAACUGAUCAUUUUUAUGACUUCUCAGUUUUUUUUUUGGAAUAAUGUCGCAAUAAUGAAAGUCAAUUGAUAUGGUGUUCUAAGCCCUGCCCACUUGUGCAAACUAACUAUCAUACAGUUUAAUGACUGGACAAACAGCGACUCACAAUCCACUAGAAUUUAUUGUGUAUAAUUUCUCACUGACCUCAGCAUAACAACUGACCAAUGAUGAAUCACGUCAUAACUGAACCUCAACCGAGAUGUGUAAUAUGUAAGCCCUGCCCAUGUUUGUACUGACCAAUGAGAAGUCACAAAGACAAGACAAACAGCCAUAACAGCAGCUCUGCUACAAAAUAUAAUCAGUAAAAAUCACGACAUGCCCAACCUAUCUGUGCAAUGUAAUAUGUAGCCCCACCCCUGUACACACCAACCAAUGAGAAGUCAUGAUUUAAUAACUGCUGAUAGUCUUAAAACUGACCAGUGAGAUGGAAGGGUGUAAUAACUGACAGUAUCAAUCAACUGAGACGAUGUGACGUGUGUAGCCCUGCCCACAGGUGGGAAAUUACCACCAUCGAAACUCUACAAUGUAAAAAACUGAGAGCUGAGAAGGAAUAGUGUAGUAACUGGCUUUGACCUAAAUCAGUGGACAUAACAUAAAAUAUGUAGCCCCGCCCAUGUGUACAAACUGACCAAUGAAGUCAUAUGGAGAGGUCACUCAAGCUGGACGUCCAAUCACAAUUCACUAUCAUUGUAGUUCAAAUUAACGUUUCACAAUCUGUCUCCUUGGUGGAAUUUAUAUAAUGCUUGUUUAUGUUAACUGACCAAUCAGACGUCAUCUUUGUGUCUGACUCAGUGUGGGAGGGGCUUAAUGAGCUUAAUGUACCUGCUGAAUGCUUUCUCAGAAACACAGUAAUGGUGCCUGAAGUGGAGCCGGAACCGGUGCUUGUUGAAGGGAUUAGAGAACCCUUUUAAGAAGUGAUUUAAGAGUCAAACCAUCAUGUUGCUGGAUGUGGGCGUGUCCUAACUCAGAGUGUAGAACUUUAGCAAUGUAGCUCUUAUGCUGUUGAUUUUCAUCUUGGAUCAUUGAGUAAUGGUUGCAAAUUUAAAAUAUUUAGGUGUUAUGUAGUUGCUCAGGUUGAUACCACAGUGUUAAAAAUGACCCCGCCCCCUAGCCUCCUGGAGAAGUGACCUGAGACCUGGUGCCUUUAUGGUGAAAGGCGAUGGAAAGCUUCAGAAUUAGAUGCUAGCACCUUGUUAACAGGAACUCGCAGGGAAUCUUUAGCAUGUGUGUUGUGAAUGUGUGAAGCCUUGGUUCUGAUCUCUCGCUCUUUUGAUGUUCACAUCAUCACACUGGGAUUCUGUUUCUGUUGUAAUGUUCUCACAGAAGGAGCACAUACAGUAAAAUGUCUUAUCCCACACUGCUGCUGAGUUCGUUUUGGAUCAACCUCACUGAUUUUCAGACGUGAGAGAGACUGGUACAUUUCUGCACUAAAUCAGUCUCAGGGAUUUUACGCUGUGCUUCACAGCCUCAUCGACUCGCACGCAGAUACGUCUUACAUUCUAAACAGCUUUACUGCUGGAGAACUCAACUGUUGUAGGGAUCUACACAGAACCUUUUAAUGGUUCCUACAGCAGGAGAAACUGACCAACCCUUCUGAGUGCUAGACGGAACAAGCUGCAGGAGAUGGAAAUGGAACUGCAUCAACAAAACAAAUGUGCAACGCAGCAUCCCUCUCAAUUUUUUCCCUUCAGUUUCUCCUUUCUCGGUUUUAUAUUGUUGUGUAUUAUCAUGUAUUAUUACUAUACAUAUUGUAUAUUAUUAGAUUUCUUUGUGACAAAAUGGCAUUUUGUUUAAAAACACUUCAGAUUUCAGGGAAAACAGCUUAAAGCUGCAUUAUACUUUUAUUAACACACUUUUUUUUUUGAGUUUAUUUUUAUGGACACGGUUUACAACUGGACCCAGAAAUGCCUUGAGAAAAGACCGGUGUUGACUUUGUAAGAUACAGACCUGACCCGAGAGUAAUGUGUAUUAUAAGAUUUGUAUGAAUGUGUCUUUUGAAUCUGAAGAAAUACAAUUAAUAAAUGUGAUGUUUGAGACAG
Messenger RNA from Ictalurus punctatus (channel catfish), 3376 nucleotides. RefSeq names its product glycosylated lysosomal membrane protein (gene glmp). The transcript has 6 exons. Gene Ontology annotation, cellular component: lysosome. NCBI's taxonomy places the organism in Eukaryota, Metazoa, Chordata, Actinopteri, Siluriformes, Ictaluridae. The coding region runs from base 59 to 1261 and encodes 400 amino acids. The record is from RefSeq and is a predicted model, not a curated record.